This is a messenger RNA of Hyposmocoma kahamanoa, 4873 nucleotides long. RefSeq names its product proclotting enzyme-like. The record is from RefSeq and is a predicted model, not a curated record. The coding region runs from base 268 to 2118 and encodes 616 amino acids. Lineage: Eukaryota; Metazoa; Arthropoda; Insecta; Lepidoptera; Cosmopterigidae. The transcript is spliced from 8 exons. Gene Ontology annotation, biological process: proteolysis. Gene Ontology annotation, molecular function: serine-type endopeptidase activity.
UGCCCGCCACGAAAGUGAGCGCGCACCACGCGUUCUUUUCUCAAGCCAAACUUUUUUGGGACCACACCGCCUCUCCUCGCCGAUCUUCUUUUGUUCUUUUUGUUGGACCCUUCUCAGAAUUUGUCGUUUACUUUUAUGGCUUUACAAUUUUAACAAUCGUUGAACUUGGUGUGGCGUCCUCGCUAUUUCAUAAGUGAUUAUAGCAUGUUGUUGUACCGCACUCAGUGAAAGUGUAGUGACGUAACCGUUACAUUAGACUCAGCGAUUAUGACGGAAAUCGACCGGCUCGGGAAGCGAUGUCUCACUGUAUUUGCUUUUAUCAUCAUAACAUCACCCCCUUCUAUAUGCCAGUACCCAGCGCUCCAUCCGGUCGCUUUCCUGCAGACACCGGGUGACUGGGCAAACCCUCGAAGUCAACCCAGAAACCCAAGUUGGCAUCAAUUUUCAUCACCCAGGAAAAGAUCACCCGAUUCUCUGCAAGUUGGCUAUUACAACAAUGCGCAACAACAUCAAAUGUUAGGAUUCAAUGGAGAUCCCAUUAUACGCACUGGGUUUCAACAACACCAAGGAACACCGGAACAUAACCGAGCACGAUUCAAUCUUAUUACUUCUCAAACUAGAGACAGUCCCAAUGAUGGCAGAUUGUUGUCGGAUUCAGCUUUUUCUAAAAUCUCGGAGACACUCGGUGCUAUCAACACCGUGGGGCACUAUUUAGUGGGCAUGGUAAACGAAGACGAACAAAACGUAUCUGACCCUAAUCUACAACAGCUACCGCAGGCCAUCUACACAAUCAGCAAGAACGUGCUCGGGAGAAAUGUUACGGAUAAGAUAGCGCCAAUUGUAAAACAAGCGUUGCCAAAAGUACUGCCUGACGCUCCCAUCACCAAAAUAGCAACUGCAGGUGAAAAACCAAACUCGAAAGCCUGUACUACACCCGAAGGCGAAGAGGGGAUUUGCGAAGAUUUAAGCAACUGUCCACAACUCCUGUUAAACUUAAUUAAUUUAAGAGAAUCACUGUGUUUUAAAGACUUGUUUGUUCCGGGAGUGUGUUGUCCAAAGGACGCAAUAGUUCCAUCGACAUUAGCGGUAGAGAAGCCAAUAGUGAUAACAACCGCUAAGCCGACGUAUCUGGUGCCAGUAACAACGCAAAGACCUGUGCCGAAACCUCCGACGACGAAAAAGCCUUCGGCGAUCCAGAUACUUACGACAAAGAGGCCUAAGCCUGUGCCUAGUACAAGGCCUCCGACCACCAUCGUCUCCGUGACGACGCCGCGCCCUCCACCAACCUCCACUUUCGCGACCGUGCCGCCGCUGACCAUCGGCAACUUCUCCAACAUUGUGGAUAUAAACGACUGCGGGCAACGCGAAGACGAAGGCGGCCGAAUAGUGGGUGGGACGGAGGCCAAACCAGGCGCAUGGCCCUGGAUGGCCGCUAUCUACCUGCACGGCAGCAAGAGGCGCGAGUUCUGGUGCGGCGGCACCCUCGUUGACAAGCGACACGUUCUUACUGCCGCACAUUGCACUAGAGACUCCAAGCAACGACCGUUUCCGGCACGGCAAUUCAGCGUGCGUCUUGGUGACGUGGACUUGUUGCGCGAUGAUGAGCCUUCUCGACCCGUCACACUGCGGGUGACCGCUGUGCGCGCACACGAACAAUUCUCCAGGAUCGGCUUCUAUAACGACAUCGCCGUGCUCGUGCUUGCUGAGAACGUGCAGAAGUCUAAGUAUGUGAUCCCGAUUUGCUUACCCAAAGGCAGUUUGGCUAAUAAACUGUUCGACGGUGAAAUCGCUACCGUCGUCGGUUGGGGCACUACCAGGUACGGAGGAAGCGAGAGCUCGCGUCAAUUGGAGGCGAAGCUGCCGAUUUGGCGCAACGAAGACUGCGACCGAGUGUACUUCCAACCCAUCACCGACACUUUUCUGUGUGCCGGGUACGCCCGGGGCGGCGUCGACGCCUGCCAGGGCGACUCCGGUGGACCGCUGAUGUUGUUAGCGAACGGGAGAUGGACUCAAAUCGGCGUGGUCUCCUUCGGCAACAAGUGUGGAGAGCCGGGAUAUCCCGGCGUAUACACGAGGAUAACUCACUACCUGAACUGGCUUGGACAAAAUUUUGUAUAACAACGUUGUAUACCAUGAAUACAGCCAAAGAAAAUUAACAGAGGAAUGUUCUGUUGUUGUUUUUUUUUCAGCUAACGAACUGGGAAAAAAGAAAUCUUCUUAAUAAUUUAUUUAUACAAGGUACAACAGCGAACAAAUUACGACAAAAUGCAGUAUUAGCAAAAAUUAAUUUCAUAUUCGCGAUAGAAAGUUUCAGGGGGUCUACAAUUACUGUCAAAUAAGUAAUACUCGACCAAGUGAAAGUACGAAGCUUCAUUAGCAUCAUGCGUCUUUUAAUUAUGUCGCGUAUUACUUAUAUGACUGAAAUUGUUUCGGAUGAAUGUCAGAGUCGGACGGCGAACGAUAGUUGUUACAUUCUGUACUUUGGUAUACAAUGUUGGUUUUAAAAUAAUGUGCAUACAGUGUUUUUCCUAAACUAGGACAGCGUGGAGAAAUCUGAAACUACGGCUCAACGGAAUUUGUACAUGGCAUAAUGAAUUUUAUUUCGUUUGUGUAACGUAGAAACUGGAUAUGCCACGCGAGAGUUCUUGCGAAUGUCAGCAUCCGCAUUCGCAUUGGCGGAUGUUCCGCAUAAAAUGAAAUAUCUGCAUCCGCAUCAGCCUCCGCAUUCAUCAAUGCUGAUAUUCAGUGCGGAUAUUUGCUUCGUGACAUUAAUUUACAAACCAUCCAGAAAUAGACUACAACCCCAAAAAUCAUCUCAGUAGUCAUUCUUUCCUUUGAGAAAAUGUGAGCAUCACAAAACCAUUAAAAAAAAUAGAAAAGCCUUUUCAUGCAGAUUCAAUAAGGAUCGAUAAUUUAUUUUCGAUUUUUUUUUAAUAGAGAAAUGCAUCCGCGUCAGCAUCUGCUGCUGUAAAGGUCAGAAAACGGGAUUUGUAUCCGCAUCCGCUAAUGUGUAAAAAACUUGCAUCAGCAACAAACUCGCUUUGUACGUAAAACAAUUGGCAUAAAGUUAAUUAUGCUGUGGUUACAAAACGUUGCUUCCAUUCCGUUCCGCGGCAUUUAAUUACAGCACAACCAUAAACCGGCGGACGGGAAGGCAGAUGAGAUUAAAUUUAUUAAUAUAUAUUUUACGCUAUUACAAUUGAAUGAGGUACUAAUUUCAGUGCUCUAAGACGCAGAACUGCGCUGCGUGCAUGCUCUGAGGUCAGUCCGACAUCCCAGAGCAUUGAAAUACAGACCUUAUUUAAAUGGCGUAAAAUAUACCUGGUAAAGUUUAUGUCUUCUGCCUUUCUGGCCGCCGGUUUGCGCUGCCUGGGGAUCUGUCUUUGGUAUCCUUGGAUUUAAAAAAAAAGAUUAUAAAUGCAAACAUACUUAUCUCAAUAGAAAAUAGCGUUUAUUAUUUCAAUUAUGUGAAGCGUCGGCGCAGGAUACUUAAAACAUAAAUUACAAAAAUUGAAAACUCACCGCAUUGCUAAAAUUUUCUGUGUGUAAUUUUGAAAAGGUUUUAAUAAAUUACAAAAAAGUAAAUAGAAUUUCGUAUUUUACAAUAAACCUUUCUACAUUUUUAAGUUUAUUUAUGAAAAUUUAACUAUACCAAAGGUAUUUGCAUGAAAAAGAACCUUAUUAUUACCUUAAGUAGUUUCCAAGAACCAGACGUAGUUUCAAAAUGCCCCACGCUGACUCCAUUCAUGCUUGCUAAAAAUAUACACUCAUAUAAUCAUCUAUUUCUUCCCUUUCACAUGUAGUACCAUUACAUUCUCAUAUAAUAAUAUUAUUAUAAAUUAAAGGUAUCUUAAAUGUUUUAAAAAUCUAUAAUAAUUAGUUUCAAAGAAUUUAACACGUUCAUCGCCGGAAAUGUCCGGCACGACAUACCGAACUUUGAGUUGUUCGUACACGCCUCAGGUGACAAACGCUAUCUGCAAUCAACAGAAGUUUGGUGGUUUUAGUUAAACAAGAAUCGACAAUUAUAUGGACGUGCUAAGCGCGACCCGAAAGUAAAAAUUGUUCCGUUCAGUCCACGCCGGUUGAAAUCAUAAAAAAAGCAAAAUUACGUAAUUUUUUAACAUGUUUGAAAAUUCAAUCCGGCGACGAGCGUGUUAAAGAGUCAUUUGAAUUAAAUUACAUAUUAUACCGGCGGCGUACAACUUGUUCGUCCCGUCAUUUAAUAUUAUAAAAAAAAAAACAUUUAGCGGAAUACUAGCAUAAACCAAAACAGUGAAAAUCUUUUUCAAAACACGGCCGGGUUGUGUUACUUUCUUUUUACGUCUAAUUUGUAAGUAGAAAAUCAACUAACAGCUUUUUUUUUCAUUCAUUUAAGAGCAGUUACACAUGGCGUCUUUUGGCAGCCAUACAAACGCGAUGCAGUCGCUAUCACCUACCUUUUGCACAUACGACGACCCAGGCGCGCGACUACACCAAUUUACAAUUGGCUAUAAAUCGCAAGUGUAACGAUCCAAUCGCGUGUUUCAUAAUCGCGCGUUUGCGCCGCUGGUAAAAGUCGCGGUGUGUUCUCUACAGUAAAUUUUAUUUCAAACGCAUACUUUUCAAUUCUUUCAGUACAACGUAUAUUAAAUUGUUACUUUACGCGUAUUUUUUAAUUUCUUGAAAUAUGAAUAAUACUGUUGUAUUUUGUCACUUUUUUGCUUGUUCCGCUAAAUGUGUCGGUGUGUUUUAAUAAAAUAUCUACAUUAAUAUAAAGAAAAUAAUAAUAUCUAUAUGUAGAUUCUACAUUUAAUAUUAACUUGAACUGUUUGAUUAACCAUUAUUUUAAUAGAUACCAAAUUUUAAUCAAUAGUUGCAAAUUUUUUUUACAAAU